ACCUGGGGGAGUGCUGACUUUUUGAUUCCCCUGCCUCAGUUAGAUAUGGUGCUGGGUUUUAUUGGGAUUAACUUUACAACAAUCAUCUGGAUCGGGAAAAAUUGAUUUGUAUUGGAUAUUUAUUUAACAUGGAUCCUUAUAGUCCAUCACAUCCGACUGAUCAGGAUAUGGAUUUAGAGUCUAAUUCUCCUGCAACUCCGGAACAAGAUGCUAAUCAAAACCAGUUACCUCCUGACCAGUCUCUUAGCGAUGUUGUGCCAUUGCUUUUUAACUCUAAUACAUUUGACUGUGCGCAGGAUACUAAUGUUCUUCAAUCGAACCAUAACAUGGAGGGACCACACUUUGAGGUAAGCAACGAACAUAAUUCAUCAGGAGAAAGAGGGUGCGCUCCGCCUUUUUCAGUUAAGUCAGUUGAAGAAAAUGUUCCCAAAGAGACGAAGCACGACUAUCGAGCUCACACAAGACCGUCCAGUGUCCACAAACGGUCUGUCCAACCCCAUCACCGCAGGAGUAGAUCACGUUCUCCUAAAAGAGGUAAUAAGUUCGAGGAUAAAACAAGUAGGAGAUCCAGAUCUCAUUCAAGGCACCGUGUCCGCAAACACCGUUCAAGAUCUCGUUCCAACGAACGAAGACGGAGCCGAUCUAGAACACCUCCAAGACAUUCUCGAGUAGUUGAACGCCUGCCAGGUCCACGUUCUCGUUCGCGAUCCCCAGCUAAAUCAAGAAGGUCGGUUAAUGAAAAACGUGUUUCCCGGUUUUCUGAUGAACCAAAUUUUUCAUAUAAAGCGAAGGAGCGUGACUCUUUCGUUUGUGGCGGACACAAAGAUUCGGACUCGGUACGUUGGGACGUUUCAAAACAUGUGGAGGAACAGUCCGCACCUGAGGCAGUCAUAACGACUGAACCAACUAAUUCCCCUACAGAGUUGAAUGAUGCGAAGCAUGUCUCUAACGUUACUGUCGGUAUAUUCCCUCAAAAUCAACCGCGAUCCACUGUACAACCUUUGACCAGGUGGCAAAAUGCUUCUUGUAACAACUCUGCUUUUCUGCACAGGAUCCCACAAAUGAAUUAUAAUCCUAUGCGUUUUCCUCAAAAUAACUAUGGACUUAUGGGGAUUUCCACUUCAACAUUCCCAUCAGGCGUAAUACCAUAUCCCAAUGCACCAAUGCCUCCGAAUUUUAUGCAGCCACCUCCUUUGAUCGUCCCGAGAUUGAGUACAACUAUGCUUCCUGGGACUAAUUCAGUUUUUCCCGGUCAGUGCAUGCAAUCAGUGCCGAGCUUGCCUAUGGUAAUGUCGGGUCCUGGUUUCCAAACUACUGCUCUGCCUCCACCUCCUCCACCCCCACCACCGCCACCCCCUACAUUUGCGCAACAGAUGCAGGCUCCAACUUCUAAUCUCUUAGAAACCUUAAUGAGCAGGGCAGGUCUACCUUGUAAUACACUAAGCGAUUUAAAUCUAAAUAAUAAACCAAAUGACAAACCUGAUUCUGUUCGUGAGAGCUCUCCCAUGAAACAAAUCAACAAACUGUUAAGCUCAGCUGCAAGUUCUCUUUUAAACCAACUUGCAGGUAGCCAAAGAACGGAUGUAGACACUUCCUCUUCUGAUCCAUUGCCACCUCCUCCUCCACCACCGUUACCAUUCCAACAACAUAAUGAGCUGCCGCCAACCACUUCUACUCUGUCACAUUCAUUCGUACCUCCUCCACUCCCAGCAGUAAUUAAUCCGUUUUCUAACAACGAAAUCGGUGACAAAGUGUUGCCUAAUGGUGCAUGUGGAGAAACUAAAACGGAAAGUAAGAAACCUUUUGGAGACAUGAAGAUUGAGGAAGUACUAGCAAAGCGGAAAAGAUACGACUUCUCUUCACGUCGUGAGUGGCAAGAACGUAUCGCCUUGGAAGUAAAAUCAGUUUUAAAACCUGCAUACUCUCUACGACGUAUAAAUAAAGAAGAUUACAAAGAAAUCAUGAAAAGGCUGUUACUAAGGUAAGAGGUAUCAGUAAAUGUAUACUAGUUCAUUGUAGAUUUCGCGAAGUGGUACUUCUUCAAUCAAUACCGAAAAAUAAGCACAUUUGUAAAGCUGUAUAUUGAGAAGUAUCACCGUAUGCAUAAAAUAAAAGCUCAGGCAACUGCGAAGGCAACUGUACAGUGAACGUGUUAUUUUAAUUUCAUUGUAAAUUGUAUAUAAUAUAGAUUAUUUAAUAUA
This is a messenger RNA of Schistosoma haematobium, 2201 nucleotides long. RefSeq names its product SR- CTD-associated factor 11. NCBI's taxonomy places the organism in Eukaryota, Metazoa, Platyhelminthes, Trematoda, Strigeidida, Schistosomatidae. The coding region runs from base 129 to 1985 and encodes 618 amino acids. The transcript has a single exon. The record is from RefSeq and is a predicted model, not a curated record.